Messenger RNA from Dujonia railenensis, 1200 nucleotides. NCBI's taxonomy places the organism in Eukaryota, Fungi, Ascomycota, Pichiomycetes, Serinales, Debaryomycetaceae. The record is from the annotation of a GenBank genome assembly.
AUGGUGGACAGAACUACUUACCCCAAGAGGAAAGAGGAAGUGAUACCAUUCAAUGGACAGCUCGAGAUAAUUGAACAAGUUCAGACUAACAACUCAAAAAGUCGAUUAAACUCUAACCAGUUCACCAACUAUAACCAAUCUCGGUACAACAACCAAAGCGGCGGUGCUAAUUAUCAGGGUGGCUCGAACCAUCAACUGAACAAGUACGCGUUGGCAGCCGUGGCAGCUGCCGCUGCUGUGCAACAGCAGCAGAAGUACUACCCCCAGGGUCUGUACUAUCAGCAGCAUCAACUGCUGCAACUGCAACAGCUGCUUAACCAACAGUAUAACCAACAUCACAGCCACAGCUCUCAUCCGUAUCAGCAACAGGGCAGCACACAGUACAGCAAGUUCGACUACAGCGGCCAGUUCAAUGACUACAGCGGGAACGGUGUGAAUCACAACAACAGUUCCAGUACUACUAACACUAUACCGCCAUAUAUGAACACCAAACACCAGACAUUGUCUCACUCGCUGCCACAUUUCUUCAACGAAAAUGCUAACAACAACUCGAACAACGGUGGAAACGGCAAUCUCUCUACAUCAUCGUCGCUCAUUUCCGAGACCAACGCUCAACCGCCUCAGCCGUACGACUUUAAGAAUCUCUUCAUGUUGAUGAACAAUAAUAAUAGCAACCAAUCACUCAAUUCACCAACUUUCAACGCAUUUAACCAGCCUCCAGUGGGUAAAGUUAAUAGUGCCGGCAGCGGCAGCACUAGUAUGUUCUUGGAUAAGUCGAACUCACCUGUUCUCAUUCAGCCGCAGCAUACAACUACGUCUUCAGUUGGAGCUCUUGGUCCCAACAGUUCACCUCCAAGCAUGCUUCUUUCGACCCCUGUAUCCGCGGGGUCACUGAAAUCCGGUGGGCCUGGCAUAGGUGCAGGUACUGGCAGUGCUAGUGGAAGCGCUAGUGGGUUUUUAACCUCUUCCCCUGCAUUAUUACCAUCAGAUACUUGGAGCACGGCCGCCCCACCAAAUAAUUCGGCGUACACUUCAUCGAUUUGGGGAACAGCUCCGACAUUUUCAAACUCAUCUACAAUCACGACAUUGGCUGGCAGUAACGUGAAUAACAAUACCAAUAAUAAUAAUAACAACAGCAAUAAUAAUAAUAAUCCUACCAGUGCAAGCACUACGAGUUUUGGAGGUUCCAGCUUAUGGUAG